Molecule: messenger RNA, 2079 nt
Organism: Pipistrellus nathusii (Nathusius's pipistrelle)
Lineage: Eukaryota; Metazoa; Chordata; Mammalia; Chiroptera; Vespertilionidae
Source: the annotation of a GenBank genome assembly
AUGGCCAAUGAAGAGGAUGACCCAGUCGUGCAGGAGGUCGACGUGUACUUGGCCAAGAGUCUGGCGGAGAAGCUCUACCUGUUCCAGUACCCUGUGCGCCCGGCCUCCAUGACCUACGACGACAUCCCGCACCUCUCGGCCCGGAUCAAGCCCAAGCAGCAGAAGGUAGAGCUUGAGAUGGCCAUCGACACCCUGAACCCCAACUACUGCCGCAGCAAAGGGGAGCAGAUCGCGCUGAAUGUGGAUGGCACCUGCGCAGACGAGACCAGCACCUACUCCUCGAAGCUGAUGGACAAGCAGACAUUCUGCUCCUCCCAGACCACCAGCAACACCUCCCGCUACGCUGCUGCACUCUACAGGCAAGGUGAGCUCCACCUGACGCCCUUGCACGGCAUCCUGCAGCUGCGGCCCAGCUUCUCCUACCUGGACAAGGCAGACGCCAAGCACCGGGAGAGGGAGGCAGCCAGCGAGGCGGGCGACUCUUCGCAGGACGAGGCGGAAGAAGACGUGAAGCAGAUCACGGUGCGGUUCUCGCGGCCCGAGUCGGAGCAGGCCCGGCAGCGCCGCGUGCAGUCGUACGAGUUCCUGCAGAAGAAGCACGCCGAGGAGCCCUGGGUGCACCUGCACUACCACGGCCGGAGGGACAGCCGCUCUGAGCACGAGCGCCAGUACCUGCUGUGCCAGGGCGGCAGCAGCGCCGAAAACACGGAGCUCGUCAAGUCGCCCAGCGAGUACCUCCUGAUGUUGGUGCCGCCCAGCCAGGAGGAGGAGAGAGACAAGCCCGUGGCCCCCAGCAACGUGCUGUCCAUGGCCCAGCUGCGCACCCUGCCCCUCACCGACCAGAUCAAGAUUCUGAUGAAGAACGUGAAGGUCAUGCCUUUUGCCAACCUGAUGAGCCUUCUGGGCCCCGCUGUGGACUCCGUGGCUGUUCUGCGUGGCAUCCAGAAGGUGGCGAUGUUGGUCCAAGGAAAUUGGGUGGUGAAGAGUGACAUCCUGUACCCCAAGGACUCCUCCAGCCCGCACAGUGGUGUGCCCGCCGAGGUGCUCUGCCGGGGCCGAGACUUCGUGAUGUGGAAGUUCACACAGAGCCGCUGGGUGGUGCGGAAGGAGGUGGCGGCCGUGACCAAACUCUGUGCAGAGGACGUGAAGGACUUCCUGGAGCACAUGGCCGUGGUGAGGAUCAACAGGGGCUGGGAGUUCGUCCUGCCGCACGACGGGGAGUUCAUCCGGAAGCACCCCGACGUGGUGCAGCGGCAGCACAUGCUGUGGACGGGCAUCCAGGCCAAGUUAGAGAAAGUCUAUAACCUGGUGAAGGAAACCACGCCAAAGCAGCCGGACGGACAGCCAGGGCCUGCGGGGCUGCUGUCUGGGGAGCAGCGGGUCCAGGCGGCCAAGAGCAGGGCCCAGCAGGACCACGCGCUGCUGGAGCGGGAGCUGCAGCGGAGGAAGCAGCAGGCCUCGGUGUCUGCGGUGCCGCCCGGCGUGCAGAUCAAGGAGGAGCCCCUGAGCGAGGAGGGCGAGGAGGAGGAGGAGCCCAUGGACACCUCACCCGGCGGCGGCCUCCACGGCCGGCUGACCAACGGGCUGCCCGCCGGGCGGGCUGCGGGCGGGGCCGGCGCCCCGGCGGGCCGGGAGCUGCGGGCCUUCGUGGAGGCCGCCUUCCAGAGGCAGGUGGUGCUCACGCUGAGCGAGCUCAAGCGCCUCUUCAACCUGCACCUGGCGAGCCUGCCCCCGGGCCACUCGCUCUUCCGCGGCAUCUCGGACCGCACGCUGCAGGACGCGGUGCUGGCCGCCGGCUGCAGGCAGAUCCUGGUGCCUUUUCCCCCGCAGACGGCCGCCUCCCCGGAUGAGCAGAAGGUGUUCGCCCUCUGGGAGUCCGGAGACAUGAGCGACCAGCACCGACAGGUUUUGCUUGAAAUUUUCUCCAAAAAUUACCGGGUGCGUCGGAACAUGAUCCAGUCUCGGCUGACGCAGGAGUGCGGUGAAGAUCUCAGCAAGCAGGAGGUGGAUAAAGUGCUGAAGGAUUGCUGUGUAAGCUAUGGUGGCAUGUGGUACCUUAAAGGGACAGUACAAUCUUGA